AUGGCCAAAAUCUCCAAGCCUCAGCCACCUUCAACUACCACCACCAUCAUGGACGGCCAAUUCCCCUUCGAUACCCUCACGGCUACCGCCACCUCUCUCUCGAACAUGCUCCGCGCGGGGUCGCUGACAUCGGUCGAGCUGGUCGACGUCUACCUGGCACAAAUCGAGCGGCACAACCGUAAGGGACGACAGCUCCGUGCCAUCAUCUCCGUCGCUCCACGCUACCACCUCUUCGCCAUCGCACGGCGGCUGGACGAUGAGCGGCGAGCCGGACGGGUACGCGGGCCUCUUCACGGCAUCCCCAUCGUGGUCAAGGACAACAUCGCCACGGACGCCCUGGCGCACCAGCUCGACACGACGGUUGGCUCGUACGCGUUCGUGGGCGCGCGGCCGCGGCGGCCAGCAACGGUAGUCGAGCGGCUGAUGGCGGCGGGGCUGAUCGUGCUGGGCAAGGCGAACCUGUCGGAGCUGUGCGGGCUCAAGUCGGCCGAGAUGACGCCCGGCUGGAGCGCCGUGGGGGGCCAGACGCAGUCGCCCUUUGUCGCGCGCCGCCUGGAAAAGGGUGUGCUCAUCUGGGACCACACUGCACCGGGGGGCAGCGGCGCGGGCUCGGCCGUCAGCGUCGCCGCCGGCUUCGUGCCGCUGGCCGUCGCCACCGACACGGUCGGCAGCCUCAUGGCCCCCGCCAACCGCGCCGCCCUGUACGCCCUCAAGCCCACCGUCGGCGAGGUGCCGACCGACGGCGUGCUGGCCCUUAGCCGCAGCUUUGAUGCUGUCGGCGCGGCUGCGAAGUCGGCGGCUGAUCUGACUUUUCUGAUGGACGCCCUCAUGCAGCCGCUGCCCCGCGAGCUGGAGUCGACGCCGUUAAGGUACAGGCUCUUUCAGGUUAGGAGUCAGUGGAACGGGCUGCGUGUGGGGUUUGUGGAUCCGGCGAUUUGGAAGGUGGGGAAGGACUUUUCGAGGUUGAAUGCGGAUGCGGAGAAGUAUAUGAUGAGCAUGUACGAGAUGGCGAUAUCGAGGAUACGGGAUAACGGCGCGGUAGUGUCGUACCCGGUCCAGGCUCCAUCGCCGCAGGUAUUCCGGAACAGCGGGCCAAUGAGCAGCUUCGAGAUAGUAGCAUACAAAGAAUUUAAGACUAUAAUCGCCGAGUUCUUCGCCAAUCUGGAAGAAAGCCGAGUCCGCUCGCUGGCCGGGCUGAUCGAAUUCAACGCCGAGCACCCGGACAUCGAACUACCCAAGCCGACGUGCCCAGACCAGGACGACCUAAUCGCAGUGCUCAGCGAGAGUACGCCCGAAAGCGUGGUGAAGGACCAUCUGGAAGGGCUACGGCGGCUCGGCGGCGCCGAGGGCAUCGACCUCGUGCUUGACUACUACGGCAUCGACGUGCUAGCAGCGCCCGGCGACAGCGCGCUAUGCGAGCUCGCCGCCGCAGCGGGCUACCCCAUCGCGGUCGUGCCGCUCGGCGCGCUGCGGUCGAACGGGCGGCCCUUCGGCGUCGCGGUCACGGCGAGGGCACACGCCGAAGCAAAGCUGCUGCACUUCAUGACGGCCUGGGAGUCCGUCUUCCACCCCACCAACAACAACUCCCCUUCCCCGUCGUCUUCCUCGUCCUCCCACUCCCACUGCUCUGCUCACUCCGCCCACUCCGCCCUGACGUCGUCCUCUGCAUCCUCGUCCUCCUCCUCCCGCCCCAUACCGCUCCCGCUCGACUCCGUCCCCUUCCCCAAACCCGACGAGCUCCUCCCGCCCGACGGCCCCGUCAUCAAGGUCAUCCUGAAGGAGUGGGACACGCGCGACUUCCGCCAGAGCAGCGACGCGCUGACCAGCUGGCUCAACGCUCGCUGGCGCAAGAGCGGGUACAGCUUGAGCAUGGAGACGGUGUACGAGAUCCUCAAGACGAACGGGAGGAGGGCGUACAGGGGGUUGGGGGAUGAGGCGGGCGGUGCGUUUAGUAGGAGGAGGCUUGGUGGGGAGGAUGAGGGGGAGAGGGAGGGAGUGGGGGUGGGGGUGGGGGUUGUUGCGGGGGGCGGUGCGGUGAAGCCGUUGUUUGGGCCUUGA
This is a messenger RNA of Lasiodiplodia theobromae, 2058 nucleotides long. RefSeq names its product Amidase. The transcript is spliced from 3 exons. The record is from RefSeq and is a predicted model, not a curated record. Lineage: Eukaryota; Fungi; Ascomycota; Dothideomycetes; Botryosphaeriales; Botryosphaeriaceae. Bases 1 to 2058 code for a protein of 685 amino acids.